CAACGUGGCAAAAUCACACGUGUCUGACUGCAGAAGAAGAUGGCCAAGAAGACGAGGAAGAGUGCUGCGACAAAGCAGAAGCAGCAACAGAAGCGCAAGAAGAAGGAGGAGGAGGAACAGGGCAGCGACAGCGGUGGCGAUGACUUUGUGCUGGGGCUCUUGAGAGAUGAUGUGGAAGGCGACGAGGUGCUUGGAAGCAGUAGUGGUGAGGACGAAGCUGAGGCAUCGGGCGACGAUGAAGGCAGCAAGGCUGGCGCUGUUGCAGAUGAUGGUGUUGAUGAUGAUGACGACGUUGACAUGGACGCGAUGAUGAAGGAGCUGAGCACGCCAAAGCGCAAGUCUUCACAAGCAGCAAAGGCAUUGAAAACAAAGACAAAGAAGGCGAAAACAGCAAGUACAGCAACGACGCCAGAACACGCACGGAAGAAGGCGAAGAAGACGAAGAAGACGAAGAAGACGAAGAUGCUGCUGGACGAUGAUGAUGAUCAUGAUGCUGAUGAUGCCGGCGACGUUGCUGAUGACGGCAACAAACAUGAUGAGCUUGGUGCUGGCGAUGGCACAGCGACACCAGCGAAAAGCAAGGCGAAAACGCCGACGAAACAGAAACAGAAACAGAAGCAGAAGAAGAGUACAACCAAAGCAGAGGCCACAGACACAGCUUCGAAAGCUGACAGUAUCGCUGGGAGCACCACAACCACCAACAGCAGCGGGGACGCACGGAAGCACCCGAUGUUGCGUGCAGGUGAUGCGUGUGAUAUGACUCGCUUCGACGCGCGGUAUAUUGCCUACAACGAGGAAGAGCGGCUGCCGGAGCUUCGCCGCGCGGAGACGGGCGCCAAAGCCCGGCGGUUCGGCCAGGAGCAGCCGUGCCCAGGGAUGCCCCCAUAUCUGGAACGCACCUGCCCACCAGAGCUGCCAGACAUGCUGGUGACCCCGGCUAGUGUGCAGGCCAUCAUUGAGCGCAAGGCGAGCAAGGGCAAGAAGGGCAAGGCAAAGGGCCAGGUGGCAACAAGCGACACUGCUUCCUCCACGACCAUCGCUGAUGCCAGCAGCAGCAGCAGCAUUGCAGACGCCGUCAAGUACACCAAUGAGACGCUGCGCGAGCGCGUGCAUCCACGGCUGGCGUUGCCGCGGGACAGCAUGAAGCCGCUGCAGAGCUACCUGUUUGAGACCUUCGACUCCUACCGCGAUGUGCUGUUCACAGAGCGCACCUUCAAGCACGCCAAGUACAUUCGGGAGGCGUACGUGCUGCACGUGCUCAACCACCUGUUCAAGUCGCGCGCAUAUGUGCUGCGGCACAACGAGCUGUUGCAGAGCAGCACGCUUGAGGACGAGGACGUGUGCAGAGACCAAGGAUAUGCGCGGGCAAAGGCGCUCAUCUUGGUGCCGUACCGCGAGCACGCGUUGCACAUUGUCAAGCUCAUUGCCAAGAUGGCGUGUGCACCCACCGCUGCUGGCAAGCCCAGGGACCUCCGCCACCGCAAGAAAUUCAUGGAGGAGUAUCGCGUUGAGGAGGCGGGUGGACCGCGGCACCCGAACGAGGAAUACAGGCAGUACUUCACCGGCAACGUCGACGACCUCUUCGUCCUGGGGGUUGCCCUGAAGAAGUUGAGUGUGCAGCUGUACAGCUCGUUUAACACGUCUGACUUGAUUAUCGCGUCGCCACUUGGGCUCAAGCACGCGCUAGAGAAGAGGAAGGAGAGCAACGAGUCGAACUUCCUCAGCGGCGUCGAGGUCGUUGUCCUGGACCAGGCCGAGUCGUUCCACAUGCAGAACAUUGACCAUCUGAUGUGGGUGUUCAGCAAGCUCAACGCCAAGACGCUCUCUGGCGACGUGGAUAUUGCUCGUAUCCGCUACUGGGCGCUGCAAAACCUCUCACGCUGCAUGCGCCAGACCAUCGCCAUCUCCUCGCUCUCCACGCCCCAACUCAUGUCCCUCUUCCACAGGCACUGCAACAACGCAGCGGGCAGGGUGAUGAUUACAAAGCCAUAUCUCGGUACCAUUCGCCAGGUUGUUCACCAGAGCUUGUCGCAGGUGUUCUUGCGCGUGCACAGCGACACAUAUGCGGGCCUGCCUGACGCACGAUUCAACUACUUUGUUCGCCACGUGCUGCCGCUGCUUGACCGAGAGGAAGCAGAACGCACCAUCAUCUUCAUCCCGUCCUACUUUGACUACGUGCGCGUGCGCAACCACAUGCACAAGCAGGGCAUGAACUUCACGCAGAUUUGCGAGUACACGCCGCAGGCGGACGUGAAGCGAGCGCGGUCCACAUUCUUCCACGCGCACGUGUCGUUGAUGCUGUACACGGAGCGGUACCACUACCACAACCGCCCGACCAUCCGCAACGCUCGGCACCUCGUCUUCUACGAACUGCCGCUCUUUCCACAGUUUUACAGCGAGAUGCUCAACGCCAUCAACGGGGCGGUGGUUGCCGACGCCACGUGCACGGUGCUGUACUCGCGGUUUGAGGCGGACCGGUUGUCCAGAGUUGUCGGCACGCAGCAGGCCAUCAGCAUGUUGCAGAGCGCAGAGGCAAAGCACCUCUUCAUGUAGUGCAGGUGGUGUGUGUUGUUGUUGUUGUGUGUGUGUGUGUGUGUGUGUGUGUGUGUUUGUGUGUGUGUGUGUUU
Salpingoeca rosetta is the source of this 2627-nucleotide messenger RNA. RefSeq lists its product as uncharacterized. Bases 40 to 2553 code for a protein of 837 amino acids. Gene Ontology annotation, cellular component: small-subunit processome; nucleolus. Gene Ontology annotation, molecular function: rRNA binding; U3 snoRNA binding. Gene Ontology annotation, biological process: maturation of SSU-rRNA from tricistronic rRNA transcript (SSU-rRNA, 5.8S rRNA, LSU-rRNA). Lineage: Eukaryota; Choanoflagellata; Craspedida; Salpingoecidae. The record is from RefSeq and is a predicted model, not a curated record. The transcript is spliced from 6 exons.